Molecule: messenger RNA, 4661 nt
Organism: Hypanus sabinus (Atlantic stingray)
Lineage: Eukaryota; Metazoa; Chordata; Chondrichthyes; Myliobatiformes; Dasyatidae
Gene: cemip2
Product: cell migration inducing hyaluronidase 2
Exons: 24
Coding region: 357-4514 (1385 amino acids)
Source: RefSeq, a predicted model, not a curated record
UUUCCUAUGCACUGCCCUGACUCGGAUCAAGGCGAGAGGAGGGUUUCUCUCCUUUUUUUCUUCCUUUCGCUCACACACAAAAGUUUUGGAGUUUAAGAAAGUUAAAGGAAUCACAACCUAGAAGCUGGAAGCCGAGCUUUGGGGCGCAUGGUGCGAUGUAGCGGCCGGAGGAGUUUAGAACAGCCACCAGCAACACUCCGCCCCAGAAUAAAAGCCGAGAACGUGAAUGGCUCUGAAGAAGAUGCUGAGAGUCCUGUGCCGAUCAUGAAGGCCAGUGCCUUUUGACACAUCGUAACAUCCCGUGUGUGUCUUUUAAAUAAAACGCUGCACAUCUUAAUCAGCCUCUAGGUGUCAGCAUGCAAGAGGACUGGAGUCUGCCCCGCCCCUCCCCGCCUUACUCCCCAGCUCCCAAUGGGAGGCCUUGCCAUAACUCGGCUGGUUACAUGCCCGGCAGAGUGAUGCCCGUCCGGCCGCCUCCCGCGCCUGCUGUGGGCAGCCACUCUGCGCAGUGGUCUUUCUCCAAGGCAGAGAACCAAGCCACCUUCGUUGCCAGAGGAGGCGAGCAGUGGCAGGAGUCUGAGGCAGCGAAGAGGAGGAGGAGGAAACGAGUGACAAACAGUCUUGUGUGUGUUGGCGUUUGCCUUGGAGUAUUUUUUAUUGUGUUGGCUGUUGUAUUUGGCACCAACCCGGGUCCUGAGCGCGAUGAGAACUGUCCAGAUCAUCAGCUGGGAUUUACAAACUGGGACCCAGGUCACAAUGAACAGAGGCGAGUUGUCAUCGGGAAGGGCGAUCGGUUUAGACUGGUUUCAUCGGCUACGCUUCACUCCAUCACCAUUCAACAAGGAGGAGAGUUGGUCUUUGCUGACAGCAGGGAUGGUUCCAGAAACAUUUCCUUAAAGUGCAACUACAUCCUGGUGAAGGAUGGAGGGGCGCUUCACAUCGGGGCAGAGAAAUGCCGCUAUAAGUCUCGAGCCACCAUCACGCUGCGCGGUCGGUCGGACAAGGGUGAAGAGGUGCCGGGCUUUGGCAAGAAGUUCCUGGGAGUGGAUGCCGGCGGCACGCUGGAACUCCACGGGACCGCCAAGACGGCAUGGACGCUGCUGGCCAAGACCUUGCCGCCCUCCGGUCUGGAGUUUGGGUCGUACGCUGAGAGGCCACCCACCCGAGGUUUGAACGUCCGUGUGGUGGACCAGGACACGGGGCAGGUGCUGCUGGCAGACAGGUUCGACACACACGACUUUGCCAAUGAAAGCAUAAGGCUCCAGAACUUGCUGCAGUCCCAGGACUCUGGCAGGAUCAUCGCCAUUGCAGUGAGGGACUCUGCUGCCAAGAAUCUCCUUCGGGAGACGAAAUACUCUAUUCAGAAGCUGCUUGGCAGUAGACUCGUUCACGACUUGAGAUACAGGCAAGCUUGGGCUUUUGUUGGUGUGAUUGGUGCUGGAAACUCAUCCUACAAUGAAUCCGUGCGUGACUAUGAGAACCACGAUACUAGAGGCAAAGCUGAAGCCCGCAAGGAGUUUGUGACGGUGGAUGGGGUGAAGUUUGCCGUGUCUGCAUCGAGUCAGUGGAAGAAAGGGAUUCCACAGGCUGAGUUCCAGGUUGAUGUGGCCGGGGGCUUGGUUCUGGAGCUGCUGGAUGAGGUGGAAGGCUGGAAGGAGGGCGAUAGAAUCGUCAUUGCGAGCACGGACUACUCCAUGCACCAGGCCGAGGAGUUCACCAUCCGCCGUGGCUCAGGUUCCAGAGCUCGACGGGUGGAGGUCACAGGAAAGGCUCAGUUCCUUCAUGUGGGAGAAAUCAUGAAUGGGGUAGACAUGAGAGCAGAGGUGGGAAUGUUGACGAGGAACAUCGUCAUUAAGGGAGAGAUGGAGGAUUCCUGCUAUGAAGACAACUGGUGUCGGUUCUUUAAGCACGAUACAUUUGGAGGGCAUUUAAAGAUUUUGAAGAACUUCACCUCUGUUCAUCUCUCCGACGUGGAGCUAAUGCACAUGGGUCAGCAGGUGAUGGGCAGUUACCCUGUGCAUUUCCACCUGUGUGGGGAUGUGGAUAGACAUGGUGGCUACUCAUCACCAACCUAUCUGAGGAGCCUUGCAAUCCACCAUUGCUUCUCCAGAUGUGUCACAGUCCAUGCAACCAAUGGUUUGCUGAUAAGGGAUACUGUCGGCUACGACACAUUGGGGCACUGUUUCUUCCUGGAGGAUGGGAUUGAAGAAAGGAACGUUCUGUACCACAACCUCGGACUUGUCACCAGACCUGGCACACUCCUACCCACGGAUAGGAAUGACUUGAUGUGCUCCUCGAUUCGGAAUAAUGUUUACGGCAACUACGUCCCUGUCCCAGCGACUGACUGCAAGGCUGUGUCCACAUUCUGGGUUGCCAAUCCUAACAAUCAUCUCAUUAACAAUGCUGCUGCAGGUUCUCAGGAUACUGGGAUAUGGUACCUGUUCCAUAAAGUUCCUACUGGAGAAUCCCAUGGACGGCUCACUGAAACCAAAGCUGAACUCACACCAUUGGGUAUGUUCUACAACAACAGAGUUCAUUCCAACUUCAAGGCUGGACUGUUCAUCGACAAGGGAGUGAAAGUCACCAAUGCCAGUGCUGAUGACCCGAGGGAGUACCUCUGUCUAGACAACAGUGCCAGGUUCCGGCCUCACCAAGACGCAGAUCCACAGAAGCCACGGGUUACUGCCCUCAUUGACCGGUUGAUAGCUUUCAAAAACAACGAUCAUGGAGCCUGGGUCCGAGGAGGAGAUAUUGAAUUCCAGAACUCUGGGUUUUCUGACAAUGGAAUUGGCUUGUCAUUUGCUAGUGAUGGGAGUUUCCCAAAGGAUGAAGGUUCAAGACAAGUAAUCUCGGAAUCCUUGUUUGUUGGAGAAAGUGGGAAUUAUGGAUCUCAGGGAGGUCAAAACAAGUACUGGGGAGUCGGUGGAAUGGAGGGAAAAAAUCGUACUUUGCCCAGAGACAAGACCUUCCCAAUACGUGGAUUUCAGAUUUAUGACGGACCAAUUCACGUCACCAAGACAACCUUCCAAAACUAUAUGACAUCAUUGGCCAGAUACACCAGUGCCAUAGGAUUCUUUCUGAAGAACCCUUGGCAAAUGACUCCCAAGAACAGUUUCUCUUUGUUGAAAUUUGACACAAAUGUAGCCUUGAGAGUGUUUUUUGGCAAGCCGGGCCCGUGGUUUGAGGGCUAUGAUCUUGACGGUGACAAGAAUGCAGUAUUCCAUGACGUUGAUGGUUCAGUGACGGGUUACAAGGACACAUUCGUGGGCAGGAUGGACAACUUCCUGGUUCAGCACCCAGAAUGCAAGAACUUCACGUCUUGGUUUGGAUCAGUCUGCAGUGGGAAGUACGCUCAGGUUUAUAUACAGACUCGUCGACCCCAGAACCUAACCAUGACCAUUGUAAGAGAUGAAUAUUCCGGACACCCCAUGACACUUCGUGGAAUCAACCAGCGAGCGGACUUUCAGCAAUACCAGCCCGUAGUGAUGCUCGAGAAAGGUUACACAAUCCAUUGGAAUGACCGCGCCCCUGAGGAAACCUUCCUCUACCUCAUAAACUUUAAUAAGGGAGACUGGAUUCGAGUGGGUCUCUGCUACCCAAAAGAAUCUACCUUCCAGGUUAUGGCGGACAUCUACCAAAGGCAAAACUCAACAGCCCACAGUGUGGAGGAUUUCCAAGAGGUUGCUUCUCUCGUACAGCUGCGGAAUAAACCAGAGGAGAGAAAAUACUACUUUGACAAUAGUACUGGGUUGCUGUUUCUAAUGCUCCGGGCCAGACAGGAUCGGGAGGGUCACAGCUACUGCUCCAUCCAGGGCUGUGAACGAGUCAAAGUGACUGCGACGAUGGAGUCCUGGACAGUAAGCAACUGCACGCUCACUGCCUACCCCAAGUACUCUGUAGUUCCCAAAGCCAACGUAGCAAUGCCACUGAAGAGCUCAGGGAAGUGUGAAAAGUGCGGAGCUUCUCAGCUGACAUUUACAAGUGAUCCACAUCAAACCUACCUCCUUGUACAGAUCCAAUCUCUUGGGAAAACUGGAAUCCAACAAGGCCACGUCAAGCCUUUCAUUUAUGUGAAUGGCACCAAGUUCCCAUUCUCAGAGAGAUUUUUCAUGGUUACGGUUGAUGCCUGCAAUGGAACGGUGACCAAAAAUGUAUCUUUCUCCAAAGCUGACACAGUGAUGGCCCAUUAUCUGGAGACUGGGAUUUCACAAAGGUCGAUUGUUUUAUUGGGUUCAAGAGAUACCAUCAGUGGGGACAUUGAUGUUAUUUCUGAGAGGCUGGUCUCACUGGGCACUGCAAAAGCUGCAAAACUUCAUAGAAAAGAGAGCAUUGCCUUCUUUGGAUACAGAGGGGGCUCUCGCCCACUGUGGACUCGCCUCUACAGUAGCCCUGCUGGGCAGGGCCUGCCACUUCUGGAGAAGUACAUACCUCUACAGAUGGAAGAGUAUGGCUGCACUAAGGUUAAUACCAUCCAAAGAAAAGAUCUAGAACUUCUACACAAAGCUUUACAGUGAAUAUCAAUCUGAGUAAAUGUGACCUAACUUAUUUUAUUUAUACUUGUUUUAUAGUCUUUUUUUUCUCCAAUUGCUACAUCUAGCUAUGUUUUUUUUCAUAAUAAAUAUAAAUGCGACUUUUCUUAAUAAAGAUUCAAAACAAUUUGU